AUGGGAAAAAUCUUUACUGUUAUUAUCUUCUCUUGUUAUCUUCUUCUUCAAACUUCCGACGACGUUAACGCCGCUUGUGAAGGCAGCUUAUUCGCCGUUAACAGCACUUACAGCGACAACCUCAACUCUCUCUUCUCUUCUUUGGCAAGCAACAUCGUCGCUAACGACGGUUUCUACAACACGUCAACAGGAGAAGGCUCCAACAAAGUUUACGGUCUUGCCCUUUGUGGACGAGGCUACGAGAAGCAACCUUGUGUGAAUUGCGUGGAGCAAGCGAUUCAAGAAUCACAACAAAGAUGUCCAAAUCGAAUGACAUCUUUCAGGUGGACCACUAGAGACAGUGACAAUGCUUCUUGCCUUGUACGUUACGCUAACCACUCUGUUUCCGCGAAUCUCCAGCUUUGGCCACCUACUUUGUCAGAUAAUCCUUUAAACAUAGAGCCACCUAAGAGCAUUACGCUUUUUCGACAAGAAUGGGAAGCAUUGGCUAACCUAACUAUGCAGUCUGCCACAUCAGCUCCUGACAACUCCUCGGUUGUGCUCAAGUUCUAUAGUGUCAUUAGAGCAGAGUUCACAGAGUUUUCAAAUGUUUACAUGAUGAUGCAAUGCACUCCUGACAUUUUGUCUAGUGAGUGUAACAAAUGUCUUAGACAGUGUGUGUUGAAUUUUCAAAACAAUAAUUGGGGAAGCCAAGGCGGUGCAGGUCGGCUUCCGAGUUGUUAUUUCCGGUGGGAUCUUUAUGCUAUUCCUGGAUCUUAUGAGAACAUGACAAGGGUUUCUAUGAUUAGCCGUGAUUCAAGUCUUCCCCAAGGAGAUGCUGAGUUAAAUUCAGGAAAGAGAGGUAGAAUUAUAUGUUACAUUAUCUUGAAGAAAAAGAUUCGAUAUGCAACUAUCACAAUAAUUGUGGUUCCCACCGUUAUUAAUGUCUUUGUGUUUGUUUGUCUCAUCAUCAUCUUUGAUCGGAGGAGAAAGUCCUACAUGAAAACAGUCAAUGAGUGUUCUGAUUCUGAUGGGAAAUCUAUGCUGCGGUUUGAUCUUGGUAUGAUAUUAACCGCAACCAAUGACUUUUCGCUUGAAAAUAAGCUUGGUCAAGGUGGAUUUGGAACUGUUUACAAGGGGAUUUUACCAAACGGGCAAGAGAUAGCGGUGAAGAGAUUAAUAAGUGGUUCAGGACAAGGAGAUACAGAGUUCAAGAAUGAGGUCUCACUCUUGACAAGGCUCCAACAUAAGAAUCUGGUUAAACUUCUUGGCUUCUGUAAUGAAGGAGAUGAAGCAAUUCUUGUCUACGAGCUUGUCCCUAAUUCAAGUCUUGAUCACUUUAUCUUUGAUGAAGAGAAGCGUGCACUUCUUAAAUGGGAUGUGCGGUUCAGAAUUAUAGAAGGCAUAGCUCGAGGUCUUGUUUAUCUUCAUGAAGAUUCUCAGUUGAAGAUUAUUCACCGAGACUUGAAGGCGAGUAACAUACUCUUAGAUGCAGAUAUGAACCCUAAAGUUGCUGACUUUGGGACCGCAAGAUCGUUCGACACUGAUGAGACUCGAGCUGAGACAAGAAGAAUAGCUGGAACUCGAGGAUACAUGGCUCCCGAGUAUAUGAAUUUCGGGCAAAUCUCAGCUAAAUCUGACGUUUUCAGCUUCGGUGUUAUGCUUCUAGAGAUAAUAAGUGGUAAAAGAAACAAUAGCUUCGAAGGAGAAGGGCUUGCAGCUUUUACACGGAAGAGAUGGGUUGAAGGAAAACCUGAGCUUGUAAUUGAUCCUUUCCUGAUUGAGAAUCAGAGAAAUGAGAUCAUUAAGUUAAUCCAGAUUGGUCUAUUGUGCGUUCAAGAGAAUGCAGCGGAGAGACCAACCAUGAACUCCGUAAUAGUUUGGCUUGGUAGUGAAACUAUCACCAUUCCUUUACCUAAAGGUCCUGCUUUCACAAGGAAUCAAUCCCAUUCAAAAAAUGGGACAAUGUCAGUGAGCAAUGUCAUCACGGAAUUGAGCUGUCGUUAA
Messenger RNA from Microthlaspi erraticum, 1986 nucleotides. The record is from the annotation of a GenBank genome assembly. NCBI's taxonomy places the organism in Eukaryota, Viridiplantae, Streptophyta, Magnoliopsida, Brassicales, Brassicaceae.